AUGCGCUCCAGCUCGGACGCCGCCCCGGACCCCGAGGCCCCGCGGCCGCCCGCGCCCCCCGGCCCCGCCUGCCGCCGGCUGCCCUGGGCGCUGAGCGCCGCGCUGCUGCUGCUGCUCGCGGCCGCCUGCGCCGCCUGCGCCGCCUGCGCCGCCCGCGUUUGGCCCGGCCCCGCGCCCGCCGGGGGGCUCCCGGAGCGCCCCCCCGACGCCCGGGCCCGCCUCCCCGACUCCCCGCAGGAUGUGGGCGUGUUCGCGCAGCUGGUGGCCCGAGAUGUUCUGCUGAGGGAAGGGCUCCUGGAUUGGCACAGUGACCCUGGCUUGAAAGGUGUGUUCCUGGCACCCGGCCUGAGCUACGAUGAGCACACGCAGGAGCUGGUGGUGUCUGAGGCCGGCAUCUACUACGUCUUCUUGCACCUGGAGCUGCGACGUGUGGUGUCCGGAUCUGCCUCUGGCUCUGUCUCCAUUGCCUUGCACCUGCAGCCACUGGGCACAGGGGCUGCGACUCUGGCCCUGACCUUGGACCUGCCAUCUGAAGGCCCGGACUCAGCAGCUGGUUUCCGGAGUGGCCUGCUGCACCUGCGUGCUGGCCAGCGCCUGGGUGUCCAUCUCAGUGCUGCGGCUGGGGUGCACCUCACCUGGCAGCUUGCACAAGGUGCCACAGUCUUGGGCCUCUACCGAGUGGCCACCAAGGUCCCUGCUGGACUGCCCUCAGGACGUCCUUCAUGA
Pipistrellus nathusii (Nathusius's pipistrelle) is the source of this 726-nucleotide messenger RNA. Lineage: Eukaryota; Metazoa; Chordata; Mammalia; Chiroptera; Vespertilionidae. The record is from the annotation of a GenBank genome assembly.